UUCAGCCAUUUAUGGAAAACAAGUCAGAUGAGGUUUAAAGACAUGACUUCACAGCAGAGUGUAACUGGCAAAUGAUGUUUAAAUGACAACAAAAAGAUGACAGGAAUUACCACUAAAGGAGGGGACUUGUAAAACUGUGAACACUGCAGGUUUAAAACCUGGAUCAGGUGAUGUGCAACAUGUUCAGAACAUUCCCGUGUGCCACCGUGGAGGUGAAGAACGAACCCAUCCUGUCCUUCAGUGAGGGGAGUCCAGAGAGAGCAGAGCUCCUGAAGGCUCUGCACAACUUGAAGGGGAAGACAGAGGAGAUUCCAUGUGUGGUUGGUGACGAACACGUGUGGACCAAAGACAUCAGAUAUCAGCUGUCUCCCUUCAAUCAUUCACACAAGGUGGCCAAGUUCUGCUACGCUGACAAGGAGCUGAUCAACAAGGCCAUCCAGGCGUCCGUGGCAGCUCGGAGAGAGUGGGACCUGAAACCCGUCCAGGACCGGGCCCAGAUCCUGUUCAAGGCUGCCGAUGUCAUCAGUGGACCCAAGAGAGCUGAGGUCCUGGCCAAGACUAUGAUCGGACAGGGAAAGACGGUGGUCCAGGCGGAGAUUGAUGCCGCCCCCGAGCUCAUCGACUUCUUCCGGUUUAACGCCAAACAUGCCAUCGAGCUGGAGAAGCAGCAGCCCAUCGACGCGGCGGGGAGCACCAACACCAUGUUGUACCGAGGGCUGGAGGGCUUCGUAGCUGCUGUGGCUCCCUUUAAUUUCACGGCCAUCGGAGGAAACCUGGCAGGAACGCCUGCUCUCAUGGGUAAUGUGGUUCUGUGGAAGCCCAGCGACACCGCCAUGUCUGCCAGCUACGCAGUCUACAAAAUCCUGCGGGAGUGUGGUCUGCCCCCCAACAUCAUCCAAUUCCUGCCGGCUGACGGUCCCGUGUUCGGAGACACCAUCACCUCCUCAGAGCACCUGGCUGGCAUCAACUUCACUGGCAGCGUGCCGACAUUCAAGCGUCUGUGGAAGCAGGUGGCCCAGAACCUGGACGUCUACCGGACGUUCCCUCGGCUGGCCGGAGAGUGCGGAGGGAAGAACUUCCACUUCGUCCACACGUCCGCGGACGUUCAGAGCGUGGUGAUGGGCACGAUCCGCUCGGCGUUUGAGUACGGAGGUCAGAAGUGCUCGGCCUGCUCCAGGAUGUAUGUUCCCGACAGCAUGUGGCCGCAGAUCAAACAGCAGCUGCUGGAAGUCCUCAAGAAAGUCAGAGUGGGAGACCCGGUGGAAGACUUCAGUACCUUUUUCUCAGCCGUCAUCGAUGAAAAGUCUUUCGCUCGUAUAAAGAGGUGGUUGGACCACGCCAAGUCCUCCCCCAACCUGAGCAUCAUCGCAGGUGGACAGUGUGACGACCAGAAGGGCUACUUUGUGGAACCGACCAUCGUCGAGACCAAAGACCCUCAGGACCCCAUUAUGAAUGAGGAGAUCUUCGGUCCAGUUCUCACAGUCUACGUUUAUCCUGAGAACAAUUACAAGGAGGUUCUGCGCCUGAUAGAUAACACCUCACCGUACGCGCUCACGGGUGCCGUGUUCGCCCACGACAGGACAGUGAUUGACGAGGCAGCCAGAGUUCUGAGGAACGCUGCAGGGAAUUACUAUGUGAACGAUAAAUCCACCGGAUCAGUCGUGGCUCAGCAGCCGUUUGGAGGCGCCAGAGCUUCAGGCACCAACGACAAACCUGGAGGUCCUCACUAUGUCCUGAGAUGGACGUCUCCUCAGGUGGUGAAGCAGACAAACGUCCCCCUCACAGAGUGGAAGUACCCGUACAUGGGCUGAGACAGAGUCCGCCUGUCCUCCGUCUGUCCUCCACCUGUCCUCCAUCCCUUAAUCUCCUCUAUCCUUUAUCUGACCCAGAAACAUUUGUAGAUGGGACGAGUCCUCUGUCCUUCUCUCCAUCCUUCUAUCUGUCCACUCAUGUCUUCAUCCAUCCUCUCUGUCUAUCUGUCUUUUUAUCUGUCCACUCAGUCUCUCCAUCCAUCCUCUCUGUCCUCCGUCCUUCUAUCUGUCCACUCAUGUUUCCAUCCACUCUCUCUGUGAAUUGAUGACAGGUCAUGUCUUUGUCUUCGUCUUCUGUCUGUCCCUGUUUGCACUGAACCUGGACGUGAAUGUCCAUCAGAUGGGCGUCCACUGUCAGACACCAGCUGUUGGGGCUCUGCAGCUGAAACUGGUCCCUGGAAAACCACCAGAGGACAGUUUGGAUGAUGGAUUGUGGGUUCCGUGUGGUUCUGUUUCAGUGUGUGGGUCAACGAGAGCCCAGUGACCAGAAUGAAUCGAUAAGAAGACCAGCUGUGAGGUGUGUUACGCUCACCUGAAUCCAUCAGCUGAUUUUAGCUUCUUAGUGGAGAUUUUUCUGCACAAUAGUUGUCAUGGAGAUGAGAACUUGUGUGAUGCUGACUAAGGAGGCGGAACUGACGCCGUUCCUGAUCUGCGAUGAUGCGACACACCUGCAGCAGGUGUUGGAGACCACCUGAUGGCCUGAAACUACAGCAAAGAGUCGCUCUGUCUAAUCUCCAUGUUCAGAACGUGCCUCCUUUAGUAACUCUGUAAAUUCAGAUAAUUUUUUUACAAUAAAUAAUAACUUUGGAUCAA
Messenger RNA from Melanotaenia boesemani (Boeseman's rainbowfish), 2624 nucleotides. RefSeq names its product aldehyde dehydrogenase 4 family, member A1 (gene aldh4a1). The record is from RefSeq and is a predicted model, not a curated record. Gene Ontology annotation, molecular function: L-glutamate gamma-semialdehyde dehydrogenase (NAD+) activity. The transcript is spliced from 15 exons. Bases 171 to 1811 code for a protein of 546 amino acids. Lineage: Eukaryota; Metazoa; Chordata; Actinopteri; Atheriniformes; Melanotaeniidae.